AUGGGUUCAAUCAAAACCAAAAAGGCUAUAGCGGCACAUGAUCAUGAACAGCUUCCAUGGGAGAUGAUUGAAGAAAUACUCUCUCAUGUCCCUCCAAUAUCUCUUGUACGCUUCAGAAUCGUUUGCAAACGAUGGAACGCUCUCUUCAACGACAACACGUUCAUCAACAUCCACAAGUUGACGUUUCAAUUCAUUCUAACAACCAAGUCCAAGAUUUACUCGGUAAGCAUUGACCCUAACAUAAAGGUGCGUGAGUUAACAUUGGAUUUUCCCUGUGAAGAAUCUGAUAUUAAAUAUUUGGUUGAUUGCAAUGAGUUCUUACUAUGUUAUAUGGAUAAAGCGACCGUGGUUUGGAACCCGUGGUUGAAACAAAGUAGAUGGAUCAAAGCUGAUGAUGCUAGCAAACCUAGUUUCAGGAUCGACGGCAUAGGUUAUGUUAAUAACAACAGCGUGAGAGUUGAGGAAAGACGUUACAAGACCAUUAGGUCUUAUUGGACGGACCAUUCCAGAUGGAAAACACAAGACUUUGCUUCCAAUGUGUGGAAAAAACUCGAGUUGGAACCUAUCCAUGGAGACAAAAGUCUGGAAGAUAAAACAGAUAUCUUAUUGACGAGAGGUGGAGUAUCGUUAAAUGGAAAUUUGUAUUGGAUUGGUUUUUAUGACAAGACUGAUCCCUUGUACCAUCUAGUUAACUUCAAUUUUUCGAGGGAAAGAUUCUUUAACGUAUUUUGUUAUCUACCAUGCGGGAUAAAAAAUUCCCUCGAUGCUCUUGUCCUUAGGGUCUAUAAGGAAGAUCGGUUAUCGUUGUUGAAACAAUGCCACGUGACAAAGACGAUAGAGAUUUGGGUAACCAAGAACAAGAUAAACAUUGAGAAUGGUGAUGAUGUGGUUUGGAUGAACUUCAUGACUUUUUCGAUACCUAACUUUCCAAGCUUAGUACCGGACGAAUUUACCGACUCUCAGACAAGUUACUUCAUCGACGAUAAAAGGCUUGUUCUGUGUUCUUGCGAUGAAACUGGCCAUCCUUGGAUCUAUGUUGUGGAAGAAAACAAGUUGAUCAGAAAAGUCCAACUAGAUGAUGUGGUUGAUCCUUGGCCUUUGCAUUGUACCUAUUUUCCAAGCUUGGUCCCGGUUCCUUGA
Molecule: messenger RNA, 1140 nt
Organism: Eruca vesicaria subsp. sativa (arugula)
Lineage: Eukaryota; Viridiplantae; Streptophyta; Magnoliopsida; Brassicales; Brassicaceae
Source: the annotation of a GenBank genome assembly